Molecule: messenger RNA, 710 nt
Organism: Solea solea (common sole)
Lineage: Eukaryota; Metazoa; Chordata; Actinopteri; Pleuronectiformes; Soleidae
Gene: dad1
Product: defender against cell death 1
Exons: 3
Coding region: 97-438 (113 amino acids)
Biological process (GO): protein N-linked glycosylation
Cellular component (GO): membrane; oligosaccharyltransferase complex
Source: RefSeq, a predicted model, not a curated record
CCGGUUGGUGAGGACACGUCACUCUUUGAGCCGAGGAAGAGGACCGGUGCUAACUCCGCUUUCCGACACCUUAAACAUAAAAUACACGGUGAAAUCAUGUCGAAUUCGGUGAUAUCGGUUAUCUCCCGGUUUCUAGAGGAGUACACCUCCACCACGCCCAACAAGCUCAAAGUGGUAGACUCGUAUUUGCUGUAUAUUCUGUUGACAGGAGCGCUGCAGUUCCUCUACUGUCUGCUCGUUGGUACCUUCCCCUUCAACAGCUUUCUGUCGGGCUUCAUCUCAUGUGUGGGCGCUUUCAUUCUCGCAGUGUGUCUUCGUAUCCAGAUCAACCCACAGAACAAAGGAGAGUUCAUGUCCAUCUCUCCAGAGAGAGCCUUUGCUGACUUCCUCUUUGCCCAAAUUGUCCUCCACCUGGUUGUGAUUAACUUCAUUGGCUGAAGCAGACAUGGACCCAAAGGGACAGUGCCCCCCUCCUCUUAGAAGAUCCCGACAAAGAAGUCAUGAAAAUUCCCCAUCAAGACAUGAUGCUGCGUCUGAUCUUGUGCCACGAUCCCACUGUCAACUCUGAGUUAGUUGUAUCUUGACACAUGUGAUGCAGUACAAUUUUCAUACUGAUAAACUGGUUGAUUUCUUUCUCUUUUUUUAAUGUAAAAUUUGUAAAUCAUUCCCUUUUUGCACUGAGGCAAAGAAAUAAAAAAAUGAAGCCGAAA